This is a messenger RNA of Cannabis sativa, 576 nucleotides long. RefSeq lists its product as uncharacterized. The transcript is spliced from 2 exons. The record is from RefSeq and is a predicted model, not a curated record. NCBI's taxonomy places the organism in Eukaryota, Viridiplantae, Streptophyta, Magnoliopsida, Rosales, Cannabaceae. Gene Ontology annotation, molecular function: RNA-DNA hybrid ribonuclease activity; nucleic acid binding. Bases 1 to 576 code for a protein of 191 amino acids.
AUGUUCAAUGGUGAUUACCUGCAUCAUUUAUCUGCAAUCCAUGAUCAGCAAGAUUUUGAGCUCAUUAUAUGCUUGUUGUGGGGAAUAUGGAUGGAUAGAAACAGGGUUGUUCAUGGUGGUGUUUCACGGCAACCUGCUUCUAUAGUUCAGUAUACUACACGAUAUCAUGAAGACUUCACUCGAGUCAAAGUCCCUCCUUCAACUGCUGCUCCACCAUGGUUACAUGGGUUUAAAUUAAACGUUGAUGCAGCUACAAAUUUGGAGCAAAAGAGAAUGGGAAUUGGGGCAAUCAUUAGAGAUCAUAAUGGAAUGGUGGUUGCUGCUUUUUCAAAAGCUAUUGAAGGAAGUUUCAGAUCGGAUGAAAUGAAGGCAAAAGUACUUUUCCAUGCUCUUAAUUGGGUAUUACAGUCACAACUUGCUCUUACUUAUAUUGAAACAGACGCUUUGAGAGUCUCCUCUGCUUUAAAUCCUUCCUCUACAGAUUUGUCUUGCUUUUUCGAAUCUUAUUAUGGAUGUUCGUUGUCUUUUAUUCUUUUUCCCUCAAGUUUUAGUCUCCCAUGUGAAACAAACUGCUAG